Symsagittifera roscoffensis is the source of this 2215-nucleotide messenger RNA. RefSeq names its product WD repeat-containing protein 76-like. The transcript has 2 exons. Lineage: Eukaryota; Metazoa; Xenacoelomorpha; Acoela; Convolutidae. The record is from RefSeq and is a predicted model, not a curated record. Bases 32 to 2095 code for a protein of 687 amino acids. Gene Ontology annotation, cellular component: nucleus. Gene Ontology annotation, molecular function: protein binding; DNA binding. Gene Ontology annotation, biological process: regulation of DNA damage checkpoint.
AGAGUACAUGUGAGUUUGUUUCGAAUUUGAAAUGGAACAUUUUUCUGUGAGAAGAUCUAAACGGGGUCCACAACCGAGAAAAGUAAUUUACAAUUGGACUAAAUAUAAAGGCAUUGCAAAUUUGGAGAGAGAGCGUGCAGAGAUGAAACUCAAAAAUGAAAAACUAUCUGAAAAUAAGGAAAACGAUUCGAGUGAAGAGAUGCAGUCAGGUCCAGUGAGUUCAAGUGGAAAUGGGGGUGCGACCUCCGAAGCAGGAGCUAGUUGUUCUCUCACCCACCGAGUAAGACAGAAAAAGAAAGUUGAAAAAGAUAAAUUCAUGAGACACAUUGAUCAAAAUUACAGCUCCUCCUCUCACACUGCGUCUCAAAGUAAUCAAAAGGUCAAGCAAAAGACUGGACCAAAAUCAAAAAAGGAAGAAAGCAAAGAAUCGGUUCUCAAAGCUGCCACAGAUCAGUUCAGUGAUGCUGUGUUUGACGCUGACCAAAUGGAGAGCCAUAAAUGUCUGAAUGCUGAAACAUCUGACGAACUUGACUCUGGGUCGAUCUGUUCCGCAAAUCGGAAUGAUGAAUCAAGUGAGGAGGAAGAAACGAAGCAAGUGAAUUCAGAAAGCGAAGAAGCUGUCAACGAUAGCUGUUCUGAACUUCCUAUGUUGGAGCGAAUUCGACGGAAAAACGUAGCAAGAAAUGAGAAGUUUUUAUUGGAAUUUGAACUACAAGCCGGGUGUUCCGUUCUGCCUCCCAAGAAAACUAAAAAAUACUACCCGAGAAAGGAAACCGAAGUGAACCUGGAACCGUCGCGGAAAUCUGCAAGAUGCCUUGGUAUCGGUCUUGACAACGAAAACGUUAACCCUCUCUCUGGAGUAAAACGCCAUCACAUUGGUUUGAACAGCCGUUUGGAGACUUUUGCGCACCUUCACAAGGGAGAAUUCAUAAUUCUGUCUGAUCCAAUAAACUACGGCAAGCUCAGAAGUAGUUUGAAAGAGGCGGCAAACAGCGAAAUUAAAGCAGUUGGCGAAAGUGGAAAGUCUGUUUUGAAUACAGACGAGACGUUGGAGAAACUGGCGAAGCUGGAGCUGAAACAUGUUGGCAAGUGCUGUGAUGCGCGAAGUUACGCUCUUCAGUUCCACCCAGGGAACAAAUUGAUUGUUACUACCGGUGACAAGUAUGGCAAUUUGUGCUUUUGGGAUAUAGAUGAGGACGCAAAGCAUUGUGACAGUGGCAAAGUGGUGCCAAUUUUUCUGCGAGAUCCGUUCCUGGAGCCAAUCAGGUGCAUGAAGUACUCGCGAUUUGAUUGGUCCAAAUUGUACACGUGCAGUUAUUGUGGCUUUUUGAAUAGCUUCGAUCUAAAUACCGGCCAGUUUACAAGACUAUGCCAAGAGGAAAGUGUCAAAUAUCCUUUUGACAGUAUGCGCUCCUAUUAUGAUAAACUUAACGGAUUCUACUGGUUUGACCUACUGCAUGAUGAGAAGACAAUUUGCGUGUCCGAUCUAAUAGGUCACAUAAUUUUAGUGGACCCUAGAAAGCGUGGUGUAUUCCCACCCGCUUUCAGCAAUCGAGGAAUUGUUAACAAUGAUUACAAAGUCAAAUGCGUCUCAGCUCAUCCGUCCAAGCCUUACAUCAUAUCAUCCGAUCAGGAUUCACUUCGAAUUUGGGAUCUCAGAAACACAAACGAGCGUUGCAUUGAUGUGUUAUGUCAAGCGGAUACGGUAAACGGUGCUUUUUUUAGCCCUGUUACCGGCGAUAAAAUCUUAACAACUUGCUAUGAUAGUUACUUGCGCGUAUUCGAUUCGAAAAAUCUCACAAAAAAUUCCGUCAAAGCCACGGUGAAUAUAAGUCAUCCAGUCCAUUCUAAAGGAAAUGUAGGACCAUUAAGAGCUAUUUGGCACCCGAAAAAUGAAGACAUCUUCUUGGUGGGAAGUGUAAAUGCAUCGCAGAAAGUAACCAUUUAUAACAUUGGCAACGAGGAUCUGAGUCCCGCUUUGGAACUGGUUGUCGACGAUGACAAAUAUACUAUUUGUUGUACUACUGCAAUUCACCCCACUCAUGAUGUUAUUGCUGGGUCGUCUUUUGCUGGAAGGUCAUUCGUUUGGCGCUAAGAACACACGAAAUUCGAAACAAACUUGCAAUUGAGUCUAAGCUCAUUGAAACUAUUCAAUUUCUUUUUUUAAACUCUUGAAACUCAAAACUUUCAUCUUACUUGAUUUCGUAUUUGAUGC